Messenger RNA from Oryzias melastigma (Indian medaka), 2036 nucleotides. It is a transcript of the gene snx7, whose product is annotated as sorting nexin 7. Gene Ontology annotation, molecular function: phosphatidylinositol binding. The record is from RefSeq and is a predicted model, not a curated record. The transcript is spliced from 9 exons. Bases 106 to 1350 code for a protein of 414 amino acids. Lineage: Eukaryota; Metazoa; Chordata; Actinopteri; Beloniformes; Adrianichthyidae.
UUUAUUUUGACAGCGCCCGGAGGAAGUGCCGCGCGCCUCGGUGGACGUGUAGACAGAGUUCGGUCGGUCGGCUCUGCCUCAGUCUGGGCUGAAAAGUUUCUGGUCAUGAGUGGACACACGGUCCCCGCCGACAUCUCCGGACACAUGCUGGACCUGGACGAGGACGAAGACCUGGAGGUCUUCAGUAAGAACACCUCCCUAACAGAUGAAGGCCCGGUGCCCAACUCCCCCAGCUCCAUGGUCAACCAGUACAGACUGGAGGAUGAUGAGGAGCAGCAAGAUGCCAACGCUAAAGACCUCUUCAUCAGCGUUGAGGAUCCGGAGAGCCACAUCACCGCCAUUGAGACCUACAUCAUGUACAGAGUAGCGACCAAGACCACACGAAGUGACUUUGAUUCCAGCGAGUUUGAGGUCCGUCGACGCUACCAGGACUUCCUGUGGCUGCGGAGCAAACUGGAAGAAAGUCACCCGACUCUUAUCGUCCACCCUCUCCCGGAGAAGUUUGUGAUGAAAGGCAUGGUGGAGCGCUUCAACGACGACUUCAUCGAGACCCGGAGAAAAGCUCUGCAGCGCUUUCUCAGCAGGAUCUCGGAGCAUCCCGUCCUGUCCCACAGCCAGCACUUCAAAGUCUUCCUCACAGCACAGGACCUGGCGCCCCACAAGAAGCAGGGUUCAGGUUUCCUCAGCAGGAUGGGGGAGACGAUGAGGGCAGUGGCAAACUCUGUUCGCGGUGUGAAGAACAGACCAGAGGAGUUUGAUGUCCUGCAGGAGUAUGUGGAGAACUUCAGCAACAAGAUCUCUUCUGUGGACAAAGUCACCCAAAGGAUCAUCAAGGAGCAGAGAGAAUACCUGGAUGAGUUAAGGCAGUACAGCUCCACCUACUCCCAGUGGGCGGAGUCAGAGGAGAACCUGUCUGAGCCGCUGAAGGGCGUGGCCAGCUGUGCGGAGCGGUGCUGUAAUGAAACAGAGGAGCAGAUCCAGCAUUUGUCUGAGGUCCUGGUCCCUGCGCUGCACGAAUACGUCCUGUGUACAGAAACCCUGAAGGCUGUGAUGAGGAGGAGGGACAACAUUCAGGCAGAGUUUGAAGUGAAGAGCGACACCUUGGCGUCCAGAAAAAGUGAUCUAGAUGCACUGCAGGAUGAAGUGGAUGAGCUGGCAGAACGCAUGGAGAAGUCCAACAGCGCUUUACAACUGGACUGGAGCCGCUGGAGGAACACCAUGAGAGCAGAUCUAAAGGCAGCCUUCGUCUCCUCUGCAGAGAAGAAUGUGGAGUAUUAUGAGAAGUGUCUGGCUGUGUGGGAGUCCUUCCUGGUGUCUCAGAGGGGGGAGUCCAUCAGUCAGAGAGACUGAGACGAUGCUGCUGGACCUGUGAGGAGCUCCGUCUGUCCUCACAACCAACCACUGACCAUUUUCAACCUUUGAGGCAAAAACGUCUUCAUUCUCCAAAGAGUUCAGUCCACUCUGAUCAUUCCAAACCUGGGUGUCCCUGAUCCUUCCAGCGCCUCCUGUCUGCUCCCUGUUCCUCCAGCAUUUGGACUCAAAAUGAUGCAGGAACCUGAUAGGGUUCAUUCAGUGUUUCUGUUUGAUUUGAUGAUGGACCCUAACAGAGGAGCAGCUUCAGGAGUGACUGUCAGAACCAAAGAUGACUGUGUUUGGACCUUUUCUGUUUGAUUCCUACUAAUUCCUCCUGUCACUUUGAACUGCAGCAGUUUCCACGCCGACUUCUGUCUGUGUGUGACACCAGACGUCUUUGCUUCUAAUCUACUCUUGAUCGUUGCAUCCUCUGAUGUGAGGCGGACGCUCCUGUCCAACUUUCAGAAUGAAACCAUGAGCUUUAGACUUCUUCACCCUCCAAAGUGACUCCUGCUGACAUCAGAGGGAUGGAAACCCCUCCCCGUUUCUUUACUGCCAGUCUUCAGGUUUACAUGCAGGCAGACACGUUCUGCUGAGUCUGUUUUCAUUCUUGGAGAAUCUUUGAGAUUUUUGUGUUAAAUAAAUAAAGCACACAUAAGGCACAAAACAAAGAUGUGUUUACU